AUUUAUUCGUACAUAAACGCGCGGAAAUCUCUCCAGGAGCUUUCAUCUUCAUCUUCACUUUAAUUAGCUUCACUCACAAGCUCUGGACACAUCGAAUCAUAUAGGCACGUAUAGAUACAGAUAUCUGUACGUAUAUCCGAUGCUUUGUUGAUACGAGCUAGGGUUUUCAAUGGCGGUGACAGCCCCAAUUCACGCUGCUUCGUCGCCGUGGCUCCCUGAAGAUGACCUCUUGCUGAUAAAUUCACUCGAGGCUGGUGCUUCUCCUGAAUCACUUGCUAAAGGAGCUGUGCGAUUUUCUCGUAGUUUUACCUUUCGCGAAAUACUAGACCGGUGGCAUUUGCUUCUUUUUAAUCCUGAUGUUUCUCCUCAAGCUUCUUCUGGGAUGAUGGAGCUUGAACUAUCUGGUCCCAGUUCUUUAUCAAAGAUCAGUAGGCCAGAUAAUGCUAAGGGUUCAGGAGUGAAUGCAAAGAGGAAAAGGGUAAGCAUUCGCAGGCAAUAUAAUGCCAUGCGGAAGAGACUUCGGAGUGAGCUCUUCAACUCCAAUGAUAUUGGCUUUCUUGAACCUAAUAUGCAUGAUAGCGGUUGUGUGGGUGAUUUUCACGAGCAUGCCACUCUUAAUAGUGGGCCUGGGGUUACGAAUUGUAUGCUUCAUGAUUCCGACCAUCUCGGACUUCAGGAUUCAGACUUUGAAAUCCUCAAUCAGGUUUUUCCUCAAGAAGGAGAGGAUGUUGGUACUACCACCGUUGUUGAUAAUCCUGGAAAUGUAUAUCAAACUCAAUGUCAGAAUCUAAUUGAUGGUAACCGUUCAGUUGCAAAUACGAGGGAAGAUAAUUUAUUUGGCUUCCCUGAAAACGUUUCCCCCUUGUUAGGAGAUGAUGGCAGACGAUUAUUUGAAUCAAAUGUUGGACAUAAAACUGACUCACACAUAUUGACUGAUGUCUCAAUGGAUUUUGGAAAAAUCACUAAUUCUAAUAUUCAAGUCCCUUUGCAAGAGCUUCCAAAUAAUAAACAUUUUGAAGCUGAUAAUGGUCAUAUGGAAAGAUCGCUACCCUUUCCUUCAACAAAUGAACCCCCACAGACAGGCUCUGGGUUUGCAGGAAGGCAUAUUGGUUCGCCCGAUUCAGAUGGUAGUGUGUCAUUACAAUCAAUGGGUUUUUCAUCUUCGAUGCCAGGACUCCCUCUUUGGAAAACAAUGGAAGAUAUAUCAGCACCUGCUAUGCCAGUCCAUAUGCACAAUGGGGAGAUAAGUCCGGGUGUUGAAGGGACAUUGGCACUUCCAGGAAACAACGAACAAAGGGGGAAGAGCCCAUCAGGGUUUGAUAUUGUACAAUCAGGUCCCCUGCUGAGGGACAGUGACAAUGGUAACUGUUUUAGUUCUGGGGCCAUCUCUGAGGGUGAAUUUGUUGACCUUUCAGAAACCCUUCUGAACUUCCCGACUGAGGAUGAGAUAAUGUUUAUGAAUGUUGAUGGGAAAGACAAAAUGGACAAGUCUAGCGAUGAUAAUAUUCAUUCAUUGAUUGUUAGCUCUGGUGGUGAUGUUAAGGAAGGUGGGUCGGGGAAUAUUGAGCUUAAUGAGUUGAACAAUGUUGAACCUUGUACAUCAUUGGCUCCAACUGCUUGCCGUGGGUUUAGUAGUCCAUGCGCUAUGGAAUCAGAAAACAUUAGUUCGCCUGUUACUGAUGUUCGGCAGCAAUGUAUUUUACCUUCUGUAAUGAACAUAGCUUCAACAUCAGUGGUAGAUCCUGACUAUUCCCAACUUAAUGAAGAAAAUAUAUGCUGCGUGUUAAAUACCGAGGACAGAGAAAUUCCAUGCAAUGAUGACAUUUUCUUGCUCAUUCAUCCAACAUCAUCUUUUGCUCCUGCACGGAAAGUGUAUACAACUGAUCCUAUUGAUCCGGCAUCAUCUGCCGACGAGAGAGACAAUGAACGGGGUGUAAACUUGGCAAAUGCAAAAGAUCCUGCAGGAUCUCAUGCGGCAAAAGGGACAUAUAAGUUGACAGAAUCAUUUCAUAAUCUUCCUAGUGCUCAGGUUCCUGAUAUUAAAAGUUUAAAUCUUAAACCUGGUGAAGUUGGCAAGACAAUUAGAGACAUAACUCAACAUAGAUCUGCUGUGGCAACAAAUGUCCCUACUGCAUAUACCACUGAUAGAGUGCCAGAGCAGGAUGUCAUUAAAGCUGAACCAAGGGUAUCAGACAACCCUUCUACAUCCAGGGAACUGGCCCUAGUUGCAGAAGCAGGCUCUGUUGAAAUUGCUCUCCCGAAUUCAGCUGACAAUGCCUCUUCGUCGGUUCAGGACGAUUCUGAGAGCGAAUAUGACGUGCCUUAUUCUUCUGAUAUUGAAGCUAUGAUACUUGAAAUGGAGUUGGGUCCACAUGAUAAAAAUUCACAUUCUAUUAGACAAGAUGAGGAUGCUAAGAAGAAAAUCAUUAGACUUGAACAGUGUGCUCAAGCAUCAUUGCAGAGAAUGAUGACAUCUCACGGUGCACUAGCAUUCUUGUAUGGACGGCAUUUAAAGCAUUACAUCAAGAAACCUGAGGUACUGCUUGGAAGAUCAACAGAUGAUGUGGAUGUUGAUAUUGAUUUGAGGAAUGAAGGUCGAGCAAACAAAAUAUCUAGAAGACAGGCAACUAUCAAGAUGGAGACAAAUGGGUCUUUCUUCUUAAAAAAUCUUGGUAAAAGCUCAAUUUUAGUAAAUGGCAAAGCGGUUGCAAGUGAAAAGUCUCUGUGUUUAAGCUCAAGUUCUUUGAUCGAGAUAAAGGGAAUGAGUUUCGUAUUUGAGAUAAAUCACAAGUAUGUGAGGCGGUAUUUGGACACCAUCAUCAAAGGAGCCAACUUAAGAACAGCAAAUACAAAUGGUCGCCUGGACAGGAAACGUGAUGGGAGCUCUUGAAAGGUGCUUCUUUAUUCAUUCAUAUAUAAUAAGUAUGAUGCUUUAUGAGUCUGUACGAGUGAAGAAGUCUGAUCUCACCUUUGAAAUACUGUGGAUUAAUGUUACAUGUAGAUAAAGUUUAUUUUCUAAUCUUGGUAGCACCAUGGUCUUGUCUGGACCUUACUCUUCUUUCUUUCAAAGAAAGAAAACGUGUAUAUUAUGAAUGAUAUAUUGUCAUUAGAUCAAUUAUAGAGUCUUUUCCACGGUA
Daucus carota subsp. sativus is the source of this 3137-nucleotide messenger RNA. RefSeq lists its product as uncharacterized. NCBI's taxonomy places the organism in Eukaryota, Viridiplantae, Streptophyta, Magnoliopsida, Apiales, Apiaceae. Gene Ontology annotation, biological process: positive regulation of transcription by RNA polymerase II. Gene Ontology annotation, molecular function: protein binding; G-quadruplex RNA binding. Bases 170 to 2890 code for a protein of 906 amino acids. Gene Ontology annotation, cellular component: Ino80 complex; NSL complex; MLL1 complex. The record is from RefSeq and is a predicted model, not a curated record. The transcript is spliced from 8 exons.